CGUUGGGGCAAACCGGGAAGUGGGAACCGUUGGGUUCGUCCUGGAUUCGCCGCCCCAUGGCCCACACAUUUCGCUCUGGUGGCCCUCUGCCUCCACUCGCUACGGUUUCCCCGCUGUGGGUGCAACCCGCGGGCGCUGGGGAGGGGCCGGGGGAAGGAAGGCGGGCGGACGCUCUCCGUGGCUGGCCAAGGCUACCGGUUGCCAGAAGCAUCGCUUGCCUGGACCCACGGCCCGGCGGGGCUCCAGGAGGGAAGCCGUGGUUCCUGGAGGACUUAGGGGAGGACUACGAGGCUGAUGCUACUGACUGGAGGGGAGAACCCGUAGUGAGCAGCCCGAUCCCUCCCUCGCUACAGCGUCUCCGGGCUGUGUUGCUGCGGCUGUACCAGGAGCGACAGCAGCUCCUCCAAGCCCGGGACUACGCCCGCCUCCUACAGGCGGCAGUGCGUCUCCUGAGGACCCCGAGUCUGGGCUUACGGUCCUGCGGCCCUAGUUCCUUGUCCCACCUGUGCCACGACCUGCAGCUGCACCCUUCCGGAGGGUCUGUCCGAGGCAUCGGCCUUCAGGAGCCUCUGGAGCCGCUACUUCUGGCGCGCCCCAUCGGACUAGCUGCGCAACGCCUGGAUGCUGCCAUCGAGAUGGAGUUUCGCGCUCUGGGACGGGAGCCCGCCAGCCCAGGCCUGUCGUCCCAACUCGCCGACCUGUUGCUAGCACUUCCCGCCUACCACAGGCUGCAGGGAAAAGCCAUGAGCCACGUCCCAGGGGCUGCGCGCCCUUUCCCCCCGGUCCGUGUGCUCGGUCUCUUGACGCGGGAGCGGGGUUGUCAGGUGGCUAGUCGGCUGGAUGAAGCAUUCAGGAAAUCGGGAUUGCGAGACCAGCUCCACAGGUGGUGCCACGAGGAGCGGGAGCUGCUACCAGGGAUCCUGGGCCUGGUGGAGAGGGUGACGGGUUCACCAGGCUGUAGCCCGGGGCUUGGAGGGGCUGGAGCCCUGUGGAGCCAAUAUUGGACCCUGCUGUGGGGAACUUGCGCUCAGAGUCUGGACCUAAACCUAGGACCUUGGAGGGACUCCAGGGAAGCAGCACAACAGCUCCGUCAGGCACUGGGUCAGGCAUCCCUGCCUCAAGAGUGUGAGAAGGAGCUGACUUAUUUGUGUCACAGCCUACUUCAUCAGUCUCUUAUCUGGAGAUGGGACCAAGGUUUCUGCCAGGCCUUGGGAUCAGGUCUUGGGGAUCAGAGCAGCCUUCCCUCGUCCUCGUGUACUGCUGAACUUUUGCAACAGAUCUUUCCUCCUCUCUUGGAUGCCCUUCGAGAACCCAAGUCACCACUGAUCAUCUGUCAGCCUCUAGGUCCUUCACCCAUUGCCCUGGGACUCUGUACUCUGCAUACCACCUUGCUCUGGUUCUUGGGCAGAGCUCAGCAGUACUUGGCAGCAUGGGCCCCAGGUUCCCUCCUGCUUCUGAUUCAAAAGGACUUACCUCCUCUAUUGCAAGAGGCAAAAACUCUUUCUAGCCUGGCCUCAGAGGAAAGCUUGGCUCUGGAGGUAGAGCAGCAACUGGGCCUGGAGAUCCAGAAGCUGGCUGCACAAAUCCAGCUCCUGCCUGAAAAAUCACUAAGUCUCUUUUCUCAAGAGUGCCACAAACAAGCCACACGUGGUUUCAAUAUCUACAUGCCACGGGGUCGGUACUGGCGGCUUCGUCUCUGUCCUGAACUUCCCAAUGUUCCUAGUGAGUAUGCUGGAUUAGUGGUCCGCACCGUACUGGAGCCUGUGUUGCAGGGAUUGCAGGGAUUGCCACCUGAAGCCCAGGCCCCUGCCCUCAGUCAGGCACUGACAGCUAUCCUGGGUGCCUGGCUUGACCACAUCCUCACCCAUGGAAUCCGGUUCAGCCUGCAGGGGGCACUGCAGCUCAGACGAGACUUUGGAGUGGUCAGGGAGUUGCUGGAAGAAGAGCAGUGGGACCUGUCCCCAGAUCUUCGCCAGACUCUGCUCACGCUCAGCAUCUUCCAGCAGCUGGAUGGGGCCCUCCUGUGUCUGUUGCAGCAGCCUCUGCCCAAGUCACAAGUCCACAGGAGGUCCUCUUGUUGCUGUGCUUGUGAUGAGGUCCAGACCACAGAAUUUCCCAGCAGCAGCCUCAACAACCUGGAGAACUUGGAGCACCCACUCUGGCCUGGAACAUCCCUACCCCAGACAGCUCAGCUGCUAAACACACUGAGGGGAGGAGGACCUAGCCCUGAGGUUUACCUGGUGGGAAAUCAGCAGGCAUGGCUUGCCUUGAGGCAGCACCAGCACCCCAGUUGGCACCUGCCUUUUCUUUCCUGCCUGGGGACCAGUUCUGAAUCCUAAGGAUCCUGGGACCAGG
Otolemur garnettii (small-eared galago) is the source of this 2355-nucleotide messenger RNA. It is a transcript of the gene CCDC142, whose product is annotated as coiled-coil domain containing 142. NCBI's taxonomy places the organism in Eukaryota, Metazoa, Chordata, Mammalia, Primates, Galagidae. The record is from RefSeq and is a predicted model, not a curated record. The coding region runs from base 57 to 2339 and encodes 760 amino acids. The transcript has 9 exons.